Molecule: messenger RNA, 2592 nt
Organism: Diatraea saccharalis (sugarcane borer)
Lineage: Eukaryota; Metazoa; Arthropoda; Insecta; Lepidoptera; Crambidae
Source: the annotation of a GenBank genome assembly
ACGGAGUUAAUAAUGCGUAACUAAUCUUUUUACUACAUAAUGUUGAAAAAAUAUGUCCUUAUCUUUGGUUUUCAUAAUCAAGUGAAGUUUGCCAUAUGUAACUUUAAUUAUUGAUCUUUAUUAAUUCAUAUCUGUUUUCGAUAUUCUGUUAGUGUUUAAUCUUUUUUCAUGAUGGGUAAAUCACGCUUUGAAAUAAGAUUAUUCUCACAACUAAACUUUUCUAUAUUUUUUUCAGUUACUUGGCAAUGAAUCUUCAUCCAACUAACGCAAGACGAGUAUUUCCAUGCAUAGAUGAACCAACAGAAACACCUCUAAUAUCUUUCACAAUUAAUGAUGUCAAUUAUCAAAACUUAAUAUCAAACUCGAAUCCAGUAAAUGAUAAUCCGAAUUCAUUUACAGCGUUGUCAGGGGCGCCAUUUCGAUGGGCACUAUUUGGACAUAAUUUUACUACCUAUGAUGCACCGAAUCCAAAUGUCCUACUUUCUGGAAGACCAGGUUUGGCAGGUCAAGAAAAUGUUGCAUCUCAAGCCAUCAAUUCCUUUUACCUCUUCCUUAAUACGUGGACGGACAAAUCCUACUUUGAAAUAGUAGUCGAUCAGUCAAAUAAUAUGCAUAUUAUUGCUCUACCGGACGUCGAUAUUGAAUGGAAUUCGCUAUCAAUUGUAGGUCUUUGGGAACCUUAUUUAUUUAUGCAAACUCAACAUUCGGUGCAGCAAAGACAAAUUGCCCUUGUAAAGAUUGCUGAAGCUUUAACACGACCGUGGUUUGGAUUUACUCUCAUUGCAGAAAAUUGGAUAUACCAGUGGGUUUUAACUGGUUUGCAAACUUAUGCUGCAUAUGAAGCUGUAAAAGAGUUUGAAAGUGAAAGUGAAACUGGGAUUGAUUACAAUGCUAUUUUUGUCACCGAUAUAAUACAGGAGAGUUUGUUACGUGAUGGCUACAGUGCUGCAUCUGUUUUAGAACAAACAGAACCAAUGUACGAUGAAGUAGCUAUCAGAAAUCAUAUAAGUAAUGGUUUAAUGAAAUAUAAAGCUCCAGCUAUACUGUCAAUGUUGAGACUAGUACUAGAUGAGGAAAAUGAUUUUAUACAAAUUGGAGCUCAAGGCUUGUUCGUUACCAGCAACUUGGAUAUAAUGAACACUUUCAACUUUAGAGACAUUAUCAAUGACCCUUGGAGUGCACUAGAAGAUAGACACAUCAAUAAUUUGGAAGAGUUUUUGGAUCCAUAUAUAAAACAAAGAGGAUGUCCACUGUUAACAGUCAAUUAUCAAAGCAACUUAGUAACAAUAUCCAGGGGCACCUUUAAUUAUGGUGGUCAAGUGAGUACAACGAACUUUUUCAUACCUGUAACAUUUACUACCAGCAAAGACUUAGAUUUUGAAAACGUGUUUCCUCAAUAUGUCUAUCAAGAGCCUACCUCUAGAUCGUUCCAAGUAGAUUUUGAAGAUGAUGAUUGGAUUUUAUUCAAUAUUCAAGGCAAAGGAUAUUAUAGAGUUCAAUACAACACGGAGAUGUGGGAAAGAAUAAUCGCUGCUCUUGGGGAUCCUGAACGUAGAGAAGAAAUACAUUCGUUAAACAGAGCUGUUUUAGUAGACGAUUCCCUCAAUUUGGCAAAGCGAAUAGUUUCUGGUUUAAACUAUGAUAUUGCUCUAAGGAUAGCCUUAACUAUGGAACUAGAAAAAGAAUACCCUGUGUGGAAAGCCUUCAUAAGAGAUAUGAAUUACUUGAAAAAACGUCUCCUUGCCUUGGUACAAAUGGAGGAAGGCCUUGACCCGGAUAUUUAUUUAAGAAUGAUACGGAGAACGGUUGCCACAGUAGAAAAUGAACUGACCUUCAGACCCGAUCCUAAUUCUCUUGAACCAGCCAUGGAUACUCUUACUCGUGGUAUUGUUAUGGAUCAUGUAUGUCGAGCCGGCUAUGAUCCGUGUAUAGCAGCUGCUAUUGAUUGGUUCCAUAAUGGUGGCGAUAGCGUGAAUCCAAAUAUUCCCCAUGACUUGAGACCUGCUGUUUACUGUACAGUUGUGCAAGGAGGAGGUGAAGAUGAAAGGGAAAUGUUACUUGAUCUUCUAGAAGAGGGUACAGAAACUAUGCAAGAUCGCAUUGUCAUAUUAGAAUCACUGGGAUGUUCUCAAGAUGAAGAUUUUAUAAUGAAAUACCUCGACGAUACAGUAUCCGAUGAAAGUCCAUAUUCUACAGCAGAGAAGCUUAGAAUAUUCAAAGCAGUAAUAGAAAGUAGCCACAAUAACGCCAGGAUAGCCACCGCAUUUUUGAGGGAUAACAUAAACGACAUCAGACAACAGUACGGUGGCCCCGCAAAGUUAGAAGAACUUAUUUUUAUAGUCGCUGACAAUAUUGCGGAUCAUAUUGCGGCUGAAGAUUUCCGCAUAUGGUUGGAGAAUAAUAACAACCACAUAUUGGAUUCAGUACCCGCAGCAGAGAUUGCUAUGGAAAUAAUCGACGAAAAUAUGGCUUGGGCCGACCGGCAUCUACAGGAUGUUUAUGAUUGGAUAGAAGUGAACGAUUCUAUUACAGCUGGUUUUUCUUUAUUCCUUUUAUGUAUAACAGCUGCAAUUACUUUAUUUGCAUAGAUAA